AUGGCAUGUGACGUUGAGAUCGUUCCAUACACUUAUGAUUUUGUUGCCGAAGAAGUAUUCUGUUACGUUGUCAUUCGUGUUGAAUUCGCGCAGCUUGCUAUCAAGAUCAUUUGGGGUCAGCCAAGUUUCAACAACAGAAAAUAUUUCAGGUCAGGAUUUAUAAAAUUUAAAAGGUCAGGAUUUAUAGUAGUUGGUGAUGAUCUGAAAAUUUUUGAAGUAGCUUCUAAAAUCAUCAGCUCAUCAGCUGCCGAGGGUUACACAGAUCUUAGAAUUACGAAAACAGCGGAAAUUCCUCAACAGUCAAAUCCUGGCCAAUCAGUGGUCUUGGUACGUACCAUAUCGCUAGAUAAAGAGAUCAGAGGGGUGACAGCAAUACGCAACCAGCUAUUUGUCGUCACAGCGAACAGUCCAUUAUUAUAUUCAUUCAACAUCGACACGUACGACUUGAUCACCACUUUUAAUGUUAAAGAUGUUAAAAAUCCUUUUGAUCUUGUCUCGAAUGGUUCCGAUGUUUUAUUCAUAUCCGAAUGGUCCAUGCUAAAUAUUCACAGAGUAGAAUUUCCUUCCAAAAAAGUUUCGCACAUCACAACAAGCAAUCCCUACAGCACACUUUCCAUUAAUUACAACAACAACAGCCUUCUGGCUGUCAGUAAAAACAAAAACAAAAUAUCCGAAUAUAAAAUGUUUGGUUCUAAAAAGAAAAUAAAGUCAGUAUUACUCAAUAUCAACUCGUCAGCUCCCUAUGGAAAAAGCAGUCAUUAUGGGAGUGUUGCGCAUGCAAUAAACCUGACAUAUAAUUCAGAGGUUUGCGAAGAUAGCAAGUAUUUGGUCUGCAGCACAGAUAAUCAUUUGCACAUAGUCGAUAGGAAAGGUUCCAUCCAGUGGUCCUACAACAGUCACGUCAAGCAUGUUAAACUGAGUAAAUCCGACGUUGAUGAUGAAGGUAAAUAUAACAAAAGUUAUUUAUCAUCACCACCACAAACUAAAUCUUCUUCCUCUUCAUCAUCUUCUUCGUCAUCAAAUUUUACAAAAGAUCUUUUAGAAACAAAAAGUAACAAAAGCAACAAUACUUCCAAUAAUGACGAUAACAAAAUUGAUAACCUAAUUGAUAAUAAUAAUUUAGAUGGGAAUCGGAAAUUAAUUAGUCACUGUCUGAACAAGCCAAGCCACUUAACAACCGAUAAAAACGGAUUCAUUUUGGUUUGUGAUAGUGGAAAUGACAGAGUCCUUCUUUUAAAUAAAUGUUUAGAAUUCGUGCGUGAAUUAAUUGAGCCAGGAAUAAAUGGUAUGAAGAACCCUCUACGAAUAUUUUUGGAUGAUGCCAGAUCGAGGUUGUACGUCGUUGCUGGAGAUCUCUUUGUGUAUCAAUUAAUUUAUUGA
Messenger RNA from Helobdella robusta, 1380 nucleotides. RefSeq lists its product as hypothetical. The coding region runs from base 1 to 1380 and encodes 459 amino acids. The record is from RefSeq and is a predicted model, not a curated record. The transcript is spliced from 3 exons. NCBI's taxonomy places the organism in Eukaryota, Metazoa, Annelida, Clitellata, Rhynchobdellida, Glossiphoniidae.